Messenger RNA from Fusarium vanettenii 77-13-4, 2799 nucleotides. RefSeq lists its product as uncharacterized. NCBI's taxonomy places the organism in Eukaryota, Fungi, Ascomycota, Sordariomycetes, Hypocreales, Nectriaceae. The transcript is spliced from 6 exons. Gene Ontology annotation, cellular component: membrane. The record is from RefSeq and is a predicted model, not a curated record. Bases 1 to 2799 code for a protein of 932 amino acids. Gene Ontology annotation, biological process: arachidonate metabolic process.
AUGAGCCGGUGUCGUCAUACGUGUUGGCUCAAACCGUGGAGCAGAGGUAUUGAGACGGGUCUGGAGGUCACCGAUCGACCUCAGCGUUUGUUAAGAGACUUUGACAAUCCCACUAGCGAGACUGCUGGUCUCUUGGUCUUGGUUGGAAAUCAAUCUAAACAGGCAGCUUUCAGAAAGCUGACUUUUCAAACUGAACGGAUCCACGCAAAGACUGGCGGGGAGGUGCAUCUCCUUACAUCCUUAUUUCGGGAGUUUCGCCGUCAACGUGUUGUCAUUGCCGACACGGAUACCCCUGGGCUUCAGCUGAAGCCGCCGUCUCUUAGUGGCAACCAGUGUCACGAGGUCAAGGUCUAUGCUGAUAUGGCAGUUGCUGGUGAACCGAGAUACAGCCACGCUAGUCUCCUACACAAGAUUUUGUUUCCAUCUGCCGAUGUUAUUUGUGUAUUCGUCAAUGAUCUUGGAGGGUUCAGUGCAUCGUUAGGACAACUAGAUUCGUGGCUCAAGAGAGGAGCACCAUCAUCCAGCCCAGUGCGACCGCAAGUUCUUCUUGUGGUAAAUCAAGAGGAGAAGGAACGGCACCAAGUUGCCCUCCAGCGAUUUGUAGACGAAACGCGAUCCGGAGAACUGGCUUCCUGUUUCCGCGGCAUCAAGCUCGUCGGAGUUCCAAGGCUCUCCGGUCGAGGCAGAAGAAAAAGAUGCAAGCGAACGCGGCGCUGGCAAGUACUCAGUCCUGAAAUAGCAAGAGCUCUGGAAGCUAGUAGGCAAUCUCGUCGGCGCUCUAAUUCUCUGUUUUCGGUCUACCACCUCGCGCGCUUUUUACAACUCGGUGCGGGUGCAGCGACAGAUACGACUGCCGAACCGUAUAGCUUCGUUAAGUUUUCCAGACUCCAUCGAGCCGUAGCCUCAGAUUUGAGCCGCCAUGUCGCAAAUUUUUUAGAAAGUUUUACGUCUCCAAGUGCCGUUCGACGAAUUGCUGUUCCGUUGAUUGCAUCAAGUUUACUCCUCGAUCAUUACUCGCCCGGGAUGCACCUUUUCGACUGUCACCAGGUUUUCCGUGAAUUGUAUGAAGCAGAUUGUUCUUGCGCAAGCGCCGUGUUCAGGCCCAGGUUUAAGGGUUUCAUCCCGCCUGCGGAAAUAUUUCAGGCUCUCGGCCCAUCUCUUGACUGGCACCGGCAGCAGCUUUCGCGACACAAAGACUUUUUGAAAAGUAUCAGAUCAAGAGACACGUGUUUGAGUUGCAUCCGACGGCGGCCGCAGUAUGGCUUCCCAUGUGGGCACCUCAUCUGUCAGAACUGUGUCAGGGUGUUUUAUCCUCAAAGCGACGCUGAUCCCUGGGAGUAUCGGCUAGAGGCAUGCCAUAUUUGCAGCGAACCCGCCCCCGGACUCUCCAUUCACCUGACUCCGGAUACGAGCCGACUUCGCGUCCUGAGCAUCGAUGGUGGAGGCAUCCGUGGGUCAGCGCCGAUAGGGUUCUUGAAGGCGAUCCAAGACGAGAUCGGUAUACCAGGCUAUAAGGUUCAGCGCAACUUCGACGUCAAGGUCGGCACUAGUUCAGGUGCGUUAAGCGUGAUCAGCCUUGACAUACUGGGGUGGAGUGUGGACGAUUGCAUGUCCCACCUCAAGAUGUUCGCCAAAGAAUCGUUUGUUCAUCGAUGUCCCGAUUUCCUCCUCAUGCUUUGUAGACUUCCGUUUGUAUCGAGCGUGGCUCGGCUACUUCAGCUCGUCUAUGCUUUGUUGGCUGACAGCAAGUAUGCUGCUGAUGGGCUCGAACAGUUGCUUCAAGACACCUAUGGCAGCGACCGAUGCCUAACAGAUCUAUCUACGGCUACUAAGAUGGGAACCCACGUGGGUGUUACGUUGACGAAAGCACGAGAUGACUACCGCCAUCUCGAGUCUGAUGACGGGCAGAAGCUGGUCAAGUGGUGGGAAGUUUAUUUUGUACCAAAACGUAUCGGUGACCUCGGCGUUUUCCAAGACGGCGGCCUUGCGGUGAACAAUCCGGCCUGCAUCGCCGUGCGUGAGGCAAUCUCCCUAUGCUCAGAUGCGACAGAACCCAGCAUCGUAGUCUCCCUCGGCACGGGUUCUACCGUACAAGAUGAACAUAACCCAUCGGGCAUGCUGUCCAGCAAGUUCCCGUUCAGACUGUGGAGGGCUCUCUGGCGGCAGACCGGUUCAAGAACGACUUGGGAUCACCUUUUAAGCCAUCAGAGAGUCGAUAGCAAUACGAAAUUCUUUCGAUUUGACGUGGAAUUCCUGGGAAAAGAGCCCUUAUUAGAUGAGGUGAGUAAGAUGGAUCAUGUGCAACGGACUGCUCGAGAUGCAGCAACAGGCACGUCAGAUCUUCGUAAGCUAUGCCGCCAUCUACGGGCGGAGCUUUUCCUAUUCGCGUUGGAUGAGCAGUCCCUGCCAUACUUCGCCAACGGGGGUUAUCACUGCACUGGCCAUAUCACCUGUCGGCUUAGAGCUCAAACGCCAGGGUAUAAAGCAUUUAUCAACCAGCUGUGUGAAAGAGCGGCCUCGUUCCAGGUAGGAGCCCAGAUCCUACAAGUUACGCGCGAAAGCAUGGAAGAGGAUCUAUCCUACAGAGUGCAUUUCGUGGUGCCUAGCCUCAGCAGUUUGAUCCCGAUCACGUUGACCGAGGAAGCGGGUGAAAGAUUCGAUGUAAGCGGAUCGCCAUUUACGCUAGAAUGGCUCGUCCAACGACAGGAAUUGGACGCCAGCUUCGGCACAUCAGACCAUCGGAAGAGAAAGCUUCCUGGAGGGACUUUCAUCCCGCGAGCCAAGCGUGCUAGAUUUUAA